GAAGCAGGGGCCAAAAAGGGGUACUGGGGCAAAUCGAGCCGAGUUUUAUUGGGGUCGGUUCGUAUUUAAUGUACUUCAACAACUACUACCGGUACCCAUUAAUGAGCUGCUGCACGUAAAUUCACCUAGCAAUGGUAGCAAAUUGUAGUGGAAAUUUUCAAUCUAUCUUCUUCUCAUUUCAAUUCAUCCAAGAAAACUAGAAAAGUUUACAGCAAAGAGUAGAUGGCAAUUCAUUUUGCGUGAGUUGGUUUUUUUCCUGUUUUCCAUUGCAUCAGUCAAACUCACGGUUUUCUCAUCUUUCAUUAGAAUCCCAUUUUUUUCUUUCUAUUUUUGUGUGUUUUCUUGCUAUAUUAUCCCAUCUGAGUAUAGGGUUCUUCAGACUUGAGAGAAAAGUGAAGAGAUGAGGAGCUCUGCUGCAGAUGAUGUGAUGAUGGAGAUAGAGGCAAGCAAGCCACAAGGGAAUGGACUUGUGGUGGGAGGUUUGAGCCCUUUGAGUGAGACACUGUGGAAGGAGAAAACCAAUACAGAAUUUGUUGGGGAUGUUUCUGCAAGAUUGACUUGGAAAGAUCUGACAGUAAUGGUUACACUGGGGAAUGGGGAGACUCAAAAUGUUUUGGAAGGACUUACUGGUUAUGCUGAGCCAGGUAGCUUCACUGCCCUUAUGGGUCCUUCUGGUUCUGGCAAAUCUACCCUGCUUGAUGCCCUCUCUGGUCGCCUUGCUGCCAAUGCUUUCCUGUCUGGAACUAUCCUACUCAAUGGUCGUAGAGCAAAGCUCUCUUUUGGUACAGCUGCGUAUGUGACACAAGAUGACAACUUGAUUGGUACUCUGACUGUUCGGGAAACAAUAUCUUAUUCUGCUAGGCUGCGGCUCCCAGAUAAGAUGCCGUGGACUGAGAAGCGAGCAUUGAUAGAGAGCACCAUAGUCGAAAUGGGCCUCCAAGAUUGUGCCGAUACAGUUAUUGGAAAUUGGCACUUGCGUGGAAUCAGUGGUGGAGAAAAGAGGAGGGUAAGCAUUGCCCUUGAGAUCCUGAUGAGGCCUAGAUUGCUUUUCUUAGAUGAGCCAACAAGUGGACUUGACAGUGCUUCAGCUUUCUUCGUAACUCAGACCUUACGCGGUCUAUCUAGAGAUGGAAGGACUGUAAUAGCCUCUAUUCACCAGCCAAGCAGCGAAGUUUUUGAGCUUUUUGAUAGAUUGUACUUGCUUUCUGGAGGGAAGACAGUUUACUUUGGGCAGACUUCAGAAGCCUAUGAGUUUUUUGCGCAAGCUGGCUUUCCAUGUCCUACUCUGAGAAAUCCAUCAGACCACUUCCUUAGAUGCAUAAAUUCAGAUUUUGACAAAGUUAAGGCAACUCUCAAGGGAUCCAUGAAGAUGAGGUUUGAAAGCAAUGAUGAUCCUCUCGAGAAAAUAACAACUGCUGAAGCAAUAAGGACCCUCAUUGAUUGCUAUCGUAGAUCUCAAUAUUGCUACAUUGCAAAAGAAAAAGUUGAGGAAAUGUCCAAAAUAAAAGGAACUGUAUUGGAUUCAGGAGGCAGUCAGGCUAGUUUCUUUGAUGCAUUCCUUUUGGAAAACUGACAUGAUUAGACACUUUUUAUCGGAAUGUCUAUAAAUUGUAAUUAUUACUGGUACCAAUGGCAGUUCCAUCUUAAUGUGAUCCUUUCCUCUAAACAGGCAAGGGGUGCUUGUGCUUCUUUUGUCUUUGGCUUCGUGACAUUCAUGUCAAUUGGUGGUUUUCCUUCAUUUGUAGAAGAUAUGAAGGUCUUCCAAAGAGAAAGGUUAAAUGGACAUUAUGGUGUAACUGCAUUUGUCAUCAGCAACACACUAUCUGCCAUGCCAUUUCUGAUAUUGAUCACUUUCAUUUCUGGGACUAUCUGCUACUUCAUGGUCCGUCUUCAUCCUGGAUUCUCACAUUACCUGUUCUUCGUGUUGUGCCUUUAUGCAAGUGUCACUGUUGUUGAGAGCCUGAUGAUGGCUAUAGCAAGCAUUGUCCCUAACUUCCUCAUGGGUAUCAUCACUGGUGCUGGUAUUCAGGGGAUAUUUAUGCUAGUAUCUGGCUACUUCAGACUCCCAAAUGACAUCCCCAAGCCAGUGUGGCGCUAUCCAAUGACUUACAUCAGUUUUCACUUCUGGGCACUACAGGGUCAAUACCAGAAUGAUUUGAAGGGCCUGAUAUUUGACAACCAGACCCCGGACAUGCCCAAAAUUUCUGGAGAAUACAUUCUGGAAUAUGUCUUCCAGAUUGACACAAACAGGUCAAAAUGGGUGGAUCUCAGUGUUAUCUUCAGUAUGAUUAUUAUCUACCGCAUUAUCUUCUUCAUCAUGAUAAAGAUUAACGAGGAUGUUACCCCUUGGAUCCGCGGUUACGUGGCAAGGAGAAGAAUGCUGCAGAAGAAUGGAAAUCAGAAUACAACUGUUGCACCUUAUGGCCUCACUCAAUCCCCAUCCUUGAGGGCAUAUGUGAUGGAUCAUGGGAGUGGUACUAGCAAGAAGUAGAUGAUUAUUGAGAUUCAAGAGCCACUUCUUGCUGGAUACAUCUUUAGUUUUAUAUAUUUCAGUGUUUAUGAUUAUCCGGCUAGAUAAAAGUGAGAAUGGAGUGUCAUGUAUACAAUGCUAUGGAAAAUGAUAGCCAGAGUUUACUGAUUACUGAUUACUGAUAGCCAGUGUUUAUGAUUAUCGUGCAAGAGUUUACUGAUUACUGAUUUUUGAUGCA
Coffea arabica (coffee) is the source of this 2708-nucleotide messenger RNA. NCBI's taxonomy places the organism in Eukaryota, Viridiplantae, Streptophyta, Magnoliopsida, Gentianales, Rubiaceae. The record is from RefSeq and is a predicted model, not a curated record.